AUGCCGUGCUGCUCAAGCACGUCGUGGAUGCGCUUAGCCUGCUACCGGCGCUGGUCGCGGAGGCCGCGGCUGCUGCCACCGGGCUGCGCGUCGUCGAUGUCGGCACGGGCGCGGGGUUCCCGGGCCUCGUCCUGGCCAUCGCGAGGCCGCAGUGGAACGUCACGCUGCUCGAGGCCGCGCGCAAGAAGACGCGCUUCCACGACAUCGUGGAGCGCGAACUGGCCCUGUACAACAUCACGUCCGUGUGGGGGAGGGCAGAGGAGGUCGGUCAGAGUAAGAUGCAUUGGGGGCGGUAUGACUAGAUCGUGGCACGGUCGUUGGCGGAAAUGCGGGUUUGCCUCGAACUGUGUGUGCCGCUGGCAAAGGUGGGGGGCGCGUUUUUCACGCAAAAGAGGGUGGGCGCGGGCUCUGAGGAGGUGGCCGCCGCGAAGGAGGCCAUCAGAAGGCUGGGCGGGAAGCUGGAAGAUGUGCGCGAGGCGUGGCCGUGGGAGUGGAUGGAGGGGCAGGGGUAAGAGGCGGAAGAGGUUGACGGAAGGAAAAGUGUAUUGUGGCCGUAGGAAAGGUGAAGGCAACGCCACGGGCGUUUCCGAGGUUGCCGGGGGUGCCGAAGAAGACGCCUUUGUGAGAUUGCGAAUAGGUUUGCGAGGGGAGAAAGGCGUCGGGAGACCGGAGAGAGGAAAGGUGUCGUUUGAGAGAUGUGGCAGGGAAUGGGAGCGCGUGUUGGGUGAAAAGCACACCGAACAUUGCAAGGGGCGUACAUGGGGCGUACAUGGACGUGUUGCGAGAGGAAGAGCGCAAACGCGUUGCGAAAGGCACAGUUCGCUGUGGCAAUGUGACAUACGAGCGCCGAGGGCGGCAGGUGGCGCGGGUUGUGGGACAGCGUUGUCACCAGCAAAUGCGAGGAGGUGGGCGUCAGGGACGCCCCCUCCGCGAGGCCGCGCGGGCAGGAGCGCCGCGGAUUGUAGAGCGGAGAGGAGGGCGGAGGAUGUGUGGUAUUUCGGGGGAGGGGAGCAGAGAGCUUGGGGGGGAAGGAGGAGGAGGAGGUGUAUGUACGUGAGGCGGAGGGGGGUGGACAUGGCGGCAUUGCGGAUGAGGAGUUGGGGGAGGAGGGGGGGUUGGGCAAUGAGCGCGGGGAGGAGGACGGUGUCGGGUGGGGAGAGAAGCUGCGGAGAAGGAGAAGCUCGAUUUGUUAUAAUAUAA
Molecule: messenger RNA, 1200 nt
Organism: Chondrus crispus (carragheen)
Lineage: Eukaryota; Rhodophyta; Florideophyceae; Gigartinales; Gigartinaceae
Exons: 1
Coding region: 1-1200 (399 amino acids)
Source: RefSeq, a predicted model, not a curated record